GGAAAAUACAACUAGUCAAAUCAGAACGACCUCGACGGACGACACGUCAUCAACUGUGGGACCCACCGACUUAAACCCCAAUAUAAAAACCUUCACCCCGCCCACUUUAGCGGCAUUUCAGUUUCAGCGUUACACGAAACCACUUAAACGGCAUUCAUGGAGGAAUUGCAGAGCGCUCUCGGGAAUCGCGGCCUGACCGUUUCGAAUCUUCCGGAGAAAGGCCGUUGCAUCUUCACCACCGAAGACUUCUAUCCAGGGGAAGUGAUCAUAAGUCAAGAGCCCUAUGUGUGCGUCCCAAAAAACUCCAUUGCUGACCACAAGUGCGAUGCUUGCUUCGAAUCCAGUAACCUCAAGAAGUGCUCCGGUUGCAAGAUUGUGUACUACUGUUCCAGCACCUGCCAGAAGUCUGAAUGGAAACUGCACCGUCUCGAAUGUGAAGCUUUCUCGAAGCUUCCCAUUGAGUUCCGUCAUCAAAUUACACCUCCUAUUCGUCUCACGAUCAGACUCCACUGCCGUUCAAAAUUACAAUCUCAGAAGACUAUUCCUACUUCUGCUAUGGACAACUACGAUUUGGUGAAGGCUUUGGUGGCUCACAUGUCAAAGAUUGAUGAUGAGCAAAGGUGGCUGUAUGCUCAGAUGGCUAACCUUGUCAGCUUGAUACUUCAGUGGCCAGAUAUCAAUAAAAAAGAGGUUGCAGAGAACUUUUCAAAGAUGGUAUUCAAUGCACACACAAUUUAUGACAGUGGAUUAAAGCACUUGGGUAAAGGACUGUAUCCUGUCAUUUCAAUCAUGAACCACAGCUGCUUGCCCAAUUCUAUUUUAGUAUUUGAGGGGAGGUCAGCUGUUCUUCGUGCUGUGCAACAUAUACCCAAAGGAGCUGAGGUGUUGACAAGUUACAUUGACCUUGUUGGAAGCACUGUAACUCGGCAAAAGGCGCUAAAGGAACAAUACCUUUUUACCUGCACAUGUCCCCGCUGCAUUAAAGUGGGUCAGUAUGAUGAUAUCCACGAAAGUGCAUUUCUGGAAGGCUACCGAUGCACACAUAAUGAAUGCGACGGCCUUUUGCUUUGCAACUCUGAUGAUAAUGGAUUCAUAUGCCAACAAUGUGGACGUCUUAAGAGCAAAAAAGAGAUACAAGAGGUGGAAAGUAAAAUAAAAUCAUUGCAGGAAAAGGCUCGUAUUGCUGCAGAGUCCGCAAGCUCUUAUAUCACUUAUCAGGAAGUAAUAGCUCUGUAUAAGGCAAUUGAGACACUCCAAAGGCAACUGUUUAAUCCUUGCUGCAUCUAUUUGAUCCCAACUUGGGAGGGGAUUAUAGAGAAUUCAAUGAAGCUGGAAGACUGGAGUGAAGCUCUAGCAUAUUGCAGAUUGACCAUUGCAGUGUAUCAAAGAGUAUAUCGGAACUUUCAAUCCUUUCAUCCUUCACUUGGAUUGCAAUACUAUACCUGUGGGAAGCUUGAAGGGGUACUUGGAGAGGCUGAGAAUGCUGUGAAAUCUCUGACCAAGGCAGUCGAUAUACUGCAGAUUACUUAUGGGACAAGUACACCCUUCAUGAAGGAUCUUUUCAGUAUGUUGGAGGAGCAACGUGAAAUUGAAGCUCUCAUCAAUGGAACAGAUUACUAGAUUAGUCUGUUACUCCUGUUAACUUGCUAAUUCGUGGUAUUGAAGCUCUCAUCAGUGGAGUAGAUUACUAGAUUAGUCUGUUACUCCUGUUAACUACCUAACUCGUUUAGGAUUUGCUGUUGAACAUUGCACUUCUGCUAUUACUUCCACUUAUAUUGUAUCAACCUGUGGAAGAGUUACAUUAGUAGACACAAAAAAAGAAGUUCGAAUAGGUUAUGAAAUGGCAGGACUGAAUUUAAAGCGUGGCUUUUUUGGGAUCAUAAAGCUCACUACACCUCACUGAGCUCACAACAGACCCUUGUUCAAUACACUUCCAACCCUGGCAAACUUGGUUUAGGUUCUCAAAUUAUGUUCAACUCAAUGUAGGACUAUAUCCGAGCUUUCAUCCUUCCUAGGAUCGUU
Messenger RNA from Rosa chinensis, 2022 nucleotides. Its product is annotated as histone-lysine N-methyltransferase ASHR1. The record is from RefSeq and is a predicted model, not a curated record. The transcript has 14 exons. Gene Ontology annotation, cellular component: nucleus. Gene Ontology annotation, molecular function: protein binding. Bases 157 to 1620 code for a protein of 487 amino acids. NCBI's taxonomy places the organism in Eukaryota, Viridiplantae, Streptophyta, Magnoliopsida, Rosales, Rosaceae.